CUUUUACUUCAGUAAAAUUCCUGGAUUUUCUUCCCACUGAGUGAAAAACAAAAACUCACCAGAAACACCUGCAGAUUUUCAUCCUUAAAUUAUAAUAAUUUCCACUUACCUUUAUUCUUCUGUCUGUGUGAUGAUGUAAUUUUAAAUAUUAAAUGAUCAUUUGACCAGUUAGUCAGUAUUUUUUGAGUGAUUUCUUGCCACUUUUUACCUGAGUGAAACAUGUUGAAGUGUUGCUGCUCUUACAGUUUUUGGUUAAGACGAUAAACAUGUCGAGGGCGGAGCAUCAGCGGUAAAAAUCCAUGACCUCAUCUGUGCCUCCGCUUUGUUUCUGCGACGCUCCACCUGGAGCUGCAGCUCCUUAACCUGCUGCCUCAUCAGGAGCUGCUGCUGGUUUGUCCACAAUGGAAAAGGGAGGAAAUGGAAACGGAGCGGACCAGGAGGAGCCAGAGAGCGGUCCAGACCAGGAGAAAGGAGGCCUUCUGUCUCUGCUUCAAAGUGAAAACUCAGAGACGGCGCCUGCCCCCAUGGACAGCAACGUCUUACUGUCAAGACCGCCGCGUCGCCCCGCCGGUGGCAGCACGCCGUUCACCAGGGAGAAGCUCUUCACGGCGGCGUCUCAGGGCGACGGCGCCCAGCUUCACGGCCUGCUGGACUUCCUGCAGCUUCACCGGAAACGGCUGACGAGCCCAGAGUUCAAAGAUGAAUCGAAUGGGAAAACGGUGCUGCUGAAAGCUUUUCUGAACCUGAAAGACGGCAGGAACGACACGAUCGAAGUCCUGAUGGACAUAGCAGAGAAAACUCUGGACUCUGAAAGCUUCAUCAACGCCGCGUACACAGAUCCUUCUUACAAAGGUCAGACGGCCUUGCAUGUGGCCAUUGAAAGACGAUCGCUGCACUACGUGAAGCUGCUGGUCCAGAAAGGAGCUGAUGUCCAGGCCAAAGCCAGCGGGACAUUUUUCCAGAGGAACACAAAGCUGGGCUUUUAUUUUGGCGAGCUGCCGCUGUCUCUGGCCGCCUGCACCAACCAGCCAGAGGUGGUUUCGUUUCUCCUGGAGAACCCGCACCGCAGAGCCGACCCGACCGACCGCGACUCGCAGGGAAACACCGUGCUGCACAUGCUGGUGGAGAUCUCAAAACAACCUGCAUUCGGAUCAACCUUUUCCUGUAAAUCUGUUCAGAAUCGUCCAGAGAUGCUGCAGAUCGAACCGCUCCGCAGCCUUCUGCAGGACAAAUGGCAGAGAUUCGCCUCCAAGCUGUUCCUCCUGAACUUCUUGUCUUAUUUGCUGUACCUGGCCGUCUUCACCACGGCAGCGUUCUACAGAAAAGACGGACAGCCGCCGUUCCCAGUGGAAAACGUCCCGGCGGAUCACCUCCGCUGCCUCGGUGAGAUCAUCAGUGUCCUGGGAGCAGCCAGGUUUCUCUACAAAACUAUAACCAUUUUCAGGAGGAACCCCCCAAACAUCAGCUCUCUGUUUACUGACGGAUUCACUGAAAUUCUGUUUUUUCUGCAGGCGGCCCUGCUGCUGCUGUGUGCGGUCUUGUACUGCUGCGGGCGGACAGAAUACGUCGGGCUCCUCGUCUUGUCUCUGGCUCUCGCCUGGAUGAAUGUUUUAUAUUACACACGAGGCUCCAGGCAGCUGGGGAUCUACAACGUCAUGAUGCAGAGAAUGAUCCUGGGCGACCUUCUGCACUUCUUAUGCGUCUACAUCGUCCUGCUGUUUGGAUUUUCUGCCGCCGUCUGCACCCUCAUCGACGACUCACCUGGAGGGAGUCCGACCAACGACUCGGUCCCACGACAAAGGAGUUUUAACGUCGAAACGUUCAAAUGCGAGAAGCCGAGCUACAACGACAUCGGCUUCACCACGCUGGAACUGUUCAAGUUCACCAUCGGGAUGGGAGACCUGGAGUUCACCGACCACGUCCAGAACCAGACGGUCUUCUACGUCCUGCUCAUCUGCUACAUCGUCCUCACCUACAUCCUGAUGCUCAACAUGCUCAUCGCCCUGAUGGGGAACACGGUGGAGAGAAUCAAGGAGCAAAGCCAAACCAUCUGGAACCUGCAGAGAGCGUUCACCAUCCUGGACAUGGAGAGGACUCUGCCGCGGUGGCUGAGGACGAAGCUGCAGUCCGGCGUGUCAGAGAUGGUCUGCGUCAGGAACGACCAGGACGACGCGCGGAGAUUCGUCAGAGUGACGGAAAUAAACUGGAAGAAAUGGCGAUCGGAUGUCGGCGUUAAGCUGAAGGAAGAACCUGCAGGUCAGCUGACGACCGCACGAACCGAGGAGGAAACUUCUGGGAAUCCGUGGAACAUAAAUGUGCUUCUCCAGAGGAUUCGCUCCAGACGACAGGAAGACAGCUACGUUCUCUAACUCAAACUCUGAUUUUUAUUUCUUAAACACAUUUCUCAUAACUCAACAUAAUUCGUCCUUGUCUUAAGAAACUUUAUUACAGGCGCAUUUCAUCACAUCUUUUAAAAAAAAUGAAUGUAUUUCCAGAAAAUUUCAAGCUAAUAUCUUGUAAAACUGAAUGUGUUUCUGUUUAUUUAAACAUCAACUGUGAAGGUGAUCAUGAUGCCAAGUUAAAACAUUUAAACGACACGACGCUACGCAUGUGGAAGGAAAGCUUUUCUACUGACGGUUAAAUAUGAUUUGAUUUUAUUAAAUCAUGUUUAGUUUGGAGGUUUAACAGAAGUCCGUGUUUAUAUCUAGUGAAAAACAUUCACUGCUGGACGUCUAAAAGAUAAACUUAAAGCAGAUAAAACAUAAACUCUGACUUAGGCUGCAUGAAGUCGGUUUGAAGAAUCUAAAGUUUUUCACAAUAAAAGUCACUAAUAAAAGCUUUGUGUUUACA
Molecule: messenger RNA, 2850 nt
Organism: Poecilia latipinna (sailfin molly)
Lineage: Eukaryota; Metazoa; Chordata; Actinopteri; Cyprinodontiformes; Poeciliidae
Product: transient receptor potential cation channel subfamily V member 1-like
Exons: 15
Coding region: 402-2369 (655 amino acids)
Biological process (GO): calcium ion import across plasma membrane
Cellular component (GO): plasma membrane
Molecular function (GO): protein binding; calcium channel activity
Source: RefSeq, a predicted model, not a curated record